Messenger RNA from Monopterus albus (swamp eel), 2003 nucleotides. RefSeq names its product leucine rich repeat containing 31 (gene lrrc31). Lineage: Eukaryota; Metazoa; Chordata; Actinopteri; Synbranchiformes; Synbranchidae. Bases 294 to 2003 code for a protein of 569 amino acids. The transcript is spliced from 10 exons. Gene Ontology annotation, molecular function: protein binding. The record is from RefSeq and is a predicted model, not a curated record.
CUAUUGGCGGUAAAGAAAAGCACCGAAGAGCAGAUUCAUCUCUCAGCAGAGAGAUGCCAGUGUUUACUAAAGGUGUUGUGGCACUUCCGGGAUCAUCCACCUGACGAGCACGCGACGCGACGUCACCUAGGUGUCAGACCAGGAGCGCAGAGAAGCUGAGAGUUACCUACUUUACAUGAACCGAAUCAGAGUCUUCUCAGUCCCCAGGUACCAGUUAGUUAGCGGUGAACGGUGAGAGGAGCUGCCGCGGGCCACCGAAGCUGACACAGCUGCCUUUCGCUGCGGACCCGCUCAUGGAGUCUGCAGGUGGACAGCGGGGGCGGGAUGGUGGCACUCAGAGACGCUCUCCUCUUGACAUCAUCUUGAGCCAGAUCCGCAGGAAACACACGGCCUCAGACAGGAAGCCGCUAAGACGCUUCCUGUCCCAGAGCUCGCACCAAACAGGGAUCCCUGAGGAUGGAGAGAUGGAGGGCAGAGAGGACAGAGGGCAGAGUCCAGGAGUUGUAGAAGCAGCCAGCAGUGAGCACGACGUGGGCUGGGGGCGAGUGUGCGUUUUCCUGCAGCGGCUGGGGAAGAUGGCCGACUGCAGGAGCCUCAGUGUGGCCCACUGUGACCUGACCGCCACAGACCUGCUGGAGCUCGCAACGCUGCUCCAGUUCCUCCCUCAGCUGGAGGAGAUUGACCUGUCAUGGAAUGAGCUGAUUGGUGGAAGUUUGAAGGCGCUGACCUCUCACCUGUGUCACGUUGGCGAGGUCAGGAUGCUGAGGCUCUGCAGCUGCAGGCUAAACACCGAAGACGUCACUGCAGUGGGUGAAUCUCUCAGCUGCAUCCCUCUCUUGGAAGUAGUCGAUUUGUCCUGGAACAGCAGUGUGGGUGGCGGAGGGUUGCAAGGCCUUCUGGGUAAACUUCACCCACUGCUGAGGGAGCUCCACCUGGUGGCAUGUCAGCUCACUGCAGCUGAUGCUACUGUACUGGGAGGAGUGGUGUCUGCUCUCCCCCGACUCUGUGUCCUCAAUGUCUCCUGUAACCCUCAGCUCACACAGGAAGUUGAUGCUGGCGGCUUCAGAGAGCUGGCUGCCUCUCUCUCUCACGCCACCUCCCUCACCACGCUCCAGUUACAGGCCUGCGGGCUGACGGUAGACUGCCUCGCUGCUCUGGGUGCUUCGCUCCGCAGCCUCCCCUCAGUGCGAGAGUUGGACCUGUCCUGUAAUAAAAGUCUGGCUGGAGGACUGGACCGCCUCACUCUGCACCUGUCUCACCUCACACACCUGGAGAGCCUGGACCUCCACCUGUGCUGUCUUACACACAGCGACUUAGAGGCCCUGAUCCAGGUGCUCCCCUCUCUGAUGGCAUUGACCGACCUGGAUGUGUCGUCCAAUAAGGAAGCUGGAGGUAUGGUCCACCCGCUGGUGUCUGCCCUGCCUCUGAUGCAGAUGAGGAGGCUGCCGCUCAACAGCUGCAGCCUCAGCGAGGAGUCCUACACUGGUCUAGCGCUGGCGGUGCCGUACCUCUGCAGUGUGGAUGUCUCCUGGUGUAAAGUGGUUGGUGGUCACUUAGCGCUGCUGCUGGACGCUCUGCAGCCAUCAGUCAUCCUUGAGCUGCACCUCAGCAGCUGUGAGCUCACCUCUGAUGAUCUGCAUCACCUCGCUGCAGUAUGCAGACGUGGAUGUCUGUCGUCUCUCCGGGUACUGGAUCUCUCCUACAAUGGCUCUGUGGGCGACGAGGGCUGGUCUGCGCUGUUUGCAGCAGGAGGUCUGGGCUCACUGGAGGACGUCGACCUCAGUUUACGACCUUUGACCUCCGCCUCCUGCUCGGUCUGGCUGCCGGCGCUGCUCUGUGCUCUGCCUCAGCUGCCGGCGCUGACCCGGCUGCGAUGGGCGAUUGGCUCCCAGGAGCGGGAGCAGCUACAGCACCGCCUGAGGAACAGGAGCAUCCUGCUGGAGUGGGACCCGGACAGUAUAGAUGAAGCUUCAUUACGUGAACAGGAGAGUCCGGAGGAGUAG